Cajanus cajan (pigeon pea) is the source of this 2912-nucleotide messenger RNA. Its product is annotated as transcription factor bHLH157. NCBI's taxonomy places the organism in Eukaryota, Viridiplantae, Streptophyta, Magnoliopsida, Fabales, Fabaceae. Gene Ontology annotation, biological process: regulation of DNA-templated transcription. The record is from RefSeq and is a predicted model, not a curated record. Gene Ontology annotation, molecular function: DNA-binding transcription factor activity; protein dimerization activity.
CAACAUCACUUGAUUAGUGUUUUCCUUGCUUUCUUUCUUUUCAUUUCCUUAGCAACUGUUCUUGUGUCGUGCUUCACUUGAAAGCUUGUUAUGUUAGUAUUUGCCUAAUGACUUCAAUUCACAAGUUUAUGAUCGUUGAUUCAAGCAUAUAUUAUUGGUUAGUUUAGUGGCAAAUAAAAUGGCAAUGGCUGAGCCUCUUAGUAUUAUAACUCUAAGGAAUAAGCUGAAGACACUUUGUGCUGUGGAUGGUUGGUCUUACGUCAUUUUCUGGCACAUUCAUCCACAAAAUUCCUUAUUGUUGACCGUGGAAGAUGUACAUUAUGAAGAUCAACUAGGAGAGGAGAUUGUCAACACUGUUCCACAGGUUUAUUCAAUGGCCGAAGGAAUUGUUGGUCAAGUUGCUUUGACUGGCAAGCACAAAUGGGUGGAUUCAGAUGGUCAAAUGUGCGAGGAUGAUUAUGGUUUGCAUCAACAGUUCUCAUCUGGGAUAAAGACAGUUGUGGUGAUAUCUUUUAAACCAUGGGGAGUGAUACAAUUUGGAUCCAAAAACAAGAUUUUGGAGAGAGUGAAAUUUGUGGAACAAACAGAAACAUUGCUAAGGGGGAUACAAUAUGAGGAUAUUCUUGAUGAAUUAAAUACUACAGUUCUAUCUGUGGAUUGUGAAAAUUAUGAUUUAAAUGGACUGUUAGCUUCCAUUUCUUCCGAAAAUUUGUAUGAUUGGAAUUUCAAAUCUGUUAAUGUUGACAACUUUGAAAUGCUAUUGGAAAAUCCUUGUUCCUUUGCAAAUCUUAAUGAUUCCUUCCCUUCCAUGGGUACGAUUCUUGAAGAAGGGACAACACCAAUGCUUGGAUUUUCCUCUCAUCAUUGCGACCAAUUGACACCUUCCAUAGAAGCUCAAGCACUAUUUUCAGAUAGGGAUAGUAUUGAAUACUCUUUAAACAACUUAUUUGCUAGAAAACCCAGUUUUGGCACAUGGAGUGGCGAAAUUUCAUCAUUGGAUUCACAGGGGCAACAACCGGUAUCUGAAAGAAGGAUUCAAGUUGUUGCGGAUGUGCACUGUAAAGAGGCAAAUGCAUUGUGUAGUAACAAAGUUGCAACUCAGAAUUCAAAAUUGACCUCUUUAUACAGUGUGAAUAGACUGUUAGACCCAAUAGGCCAAUUUCAAGACCACAUGGGAAAUUCACUAGAUAUCCAACAUUCUGCUGAAUCUAGUAUUGUAAGAAAAGUUAAUUAUCCUGAUAGUUUCAGUAUGAUGCAUGAACUCUCCAAGGACUUAGAACAAGUCGAUGCCUUAGAAGAAUUUUCAAAUUUCUUUUGCAUGGAUGAUUUUUGCCACUUGUUAGCUCCUUCUCCAGACCCCAGCAUUUAUGGAACAAUGACUUCAUUGGACGAGUCACUAGAAUUUAAUCCCACUUCUUUUGGUCUGGUUGAUAAUAGUGCCACUGAUUUUGUUUCAGUUACAUGUCAAGCUGUUCAAAAUAAUAGUUGCAUCAUAGCUUCAACCAACUUGGAUGGUCAAGAAACAUCUACAGUCAUGCAUAGUUCUGAAAACAGUCUCUUAGAUAUCAUGGGACAUGAUUUAAGCUUUGACCAAGCUAAGGAUUGGUGGGGUAGUAUGGCUAUGCUUCCGCCGGUGGUGAGUGUUGCUACUACUGUUACUACUACUGACACUGCUUUCUCUGAUUGUGCUCCAGAGUUGAAUGUUGGUACAGUAGGUGAAUCUAGGAAGAGAUUAUUCUCAGAGUUGGGAAUUGAAGAGUGUUUGAAUGGUUCUAAUUUUGAAGAUCAAUUAUCAACCAAUAGAAAGCAGAGGACAGAACAUUCACCUGUGAAUAGAAAUUCAAAAAAGCACUUGGUAAGUCAGACUUUGGCUCAGCCUGUUCCUAAAUUGGACAUGACAAACAAUCUUUUGCACAAGAAAGAGAUAUUUCAAAAGUCAGUGGAACAAAAUAAGGUCACCAAGAAGAGGGCUAAUCCAGGUGAAACAAGUAGACCAAGACCGAAGGAUCGUCAGAAAAUUCAAGACUGCAUUGGAGAGUUGAGAGGGAUCAUCCCCAAUGGUGGAAAGUGUAGCAUUGAUUCUUUGUUAGACCGAACCAUCAGGCACAUGAUAUUCUUACAAAGCAUCACCAAGUAUGCAGACAAGCUAAAAGAACCCAAUAAGCCUAAGCUCAUUGAGAGGGCAAAUGGGAAGGUUAAUAAAGACAGUGAAGUGGGAGAUAGCAAAAAAUGUGGUAGUGGUGUUACAUGUGCAUUUGAAGUGGAAGGUCAAACAAUGUUAUGCCCAAUUAUAGUGGAGGAUAUGGGCCCACCUGGCCAAAUGCUUAUAGAGAUGCUUUUUGAAGAGCAGGGUUCCUUCCUUGAGAUAGUGGACAUCGUUGGAGGAUUUGGGUUGAAUAUCUUGAAGGGAAAGAUGGAAAUCAGGGAUAAUAAGAUAUGGGCACGCUUUAUAGUUGAGGCGAACAAACAUGUAACGAGGAUAGAUGUAUUUUGGUCCCUCAUCCAUAUUCUACAGCAGAAAAACACAUCUGGAACGGAUUCAGAUAAUAAGCUUUGUAAUAUUAACGAUGUUGGCUUCUCUUCAAUGGACAAAUUUGCAAAAAACAGACAUGCUAGUACUACCCAUGGUCAAGAUACUUGGAUGACUGUCAAUUAACUGCUCGCUAGAGGAGGAUCAACAUGAAAUAGAAAAUAGAUAUAUAGGAUUAAGACACAAAAUGGGUAAUUUUUAUGCCCAUGUUAUGUAAGUGGUGAAGUGUGAGUACAAUAUGGUAGUUUAAUAUUGUAAUUGGGUUGAACUAGAUAAUUUCACUUAGGCUAACCAUAUAUACUUCCCUAGCCUAUAUUUUAUGCCGUUUCUUUUCAUGAUGUAGUACAGUAAUACUGAAGAAAAAUAGAAGAUUGAUUAUGUU